UGAGCCGACCAGAAGCUGACUGGGUGACAUGUGUCCAGUGGUGUGCUUGAGAGGUGGAUCCUAGUGAAUUUUGUUUGCUUUGCUUUAGCAGCUAAACUCUCUCAGCAAUAAGCCAGUGAGUUGUUCAUUAGAGGCUGCAGAUACCCGGAGGAGCAGCGCUGUAAGUGGUAGAGCACAGAUAGAGAAACCAGCCCCGCCUGUAAGACUCCCCCAAACCGCUCCCCCACCCCCCAGACCCGGCUGUUUGUGGCGCCAGAUAACCGGGACGGCGAGGAGGAGGACCGGGAUGAGCAGGAGACCACAGUCCCAGGGAUGCGCGUUUGUGGCUGUACCUGUGUGUGUGCCAGCGGGGAAAUAGCCUGGUGCUAAACGCUGGGGGGGGGAGCCUGUGUGACAGAAACUGGAGCUCACUCACACCUGAUCGAUGUGAUUCGAUGCUGCUGGUGCUGGAGGAUUUCUGACCGAGUCAUUUCACUGAAGAUGCUGUUUCGUCUGGAAAGCACCCUGGCAAACUGGCUACAUUUCCGCAGCUGUUCGCUGCUUUGCUUCUUUCUAGUGCUUCUUUCCCAGAUCACCGUCUCCCGGUUUCUCCUAACAGGCUCGGUGGCAAGCUGUGAGAAUGAAGGCGCUGCGGUAGAAAUCCCACGAAUUACAGAUAACCCGUGCAUCUCCUGUCGGUGUUUGAACAAAGAAGUAAGAUGUACAAGAGAAAAAUGUCCUCCACUGCCAAAAGACUGCGCUCUUGUUGUCAAACAGCGAGGAGGUUGUUGUGAAAAAUGCAAAGAAUGCAUGUUUGGUGGGAAGAUAUACAACAGCUCAGCAGCCUGGCUUGUACCUUCCAAGCCCUGCAUAAUGCGGACAUGUCAGGAAGGUGUCAUUACAGAAUCAGAGAUACUGUGUGUGGUCUACUGUAAAAACCCCAUCAUGCAGCAGGGAAGGUGCUGCCCAGUGUGUCAAGUGUGUGAGUUUGCUGGUCAUCACUACAGAGAAGGUGAAGAUUUCUACCCAGAUGGAAGCAGGUGUAUUAAAUGUUCCUGCACUGGUGGCACACUGCACUGUUUCCGGGAACUAUGUCCCAUCCUCUCCUGCCCGCAGCACCUCAGUCAUGUGCCACCUGGAAAAUGCUGCGCCAGAUGUUUAGGUCAGCGUCGAGUGUUUGACCUUACAGCUGGGAGCUGCUUGUUUCGCAGUGAGGUUUAUGAACAUAGGACAGUAUUCCAGCUCGAUAACUGCACUAUUUGUGUGUGUGAGUAUUCCACCGUGGUUUGUCAGAAGCGGUGCUCCUUACCUGGAACGUGUUGGGGGAGAGCUCAGUGCUGUGAAGAAUGUCUCUCUUAUAUCUCAGCCGAUAGUCUCACAGUCUGUCGGGUUGGAAACAGGAUUUACAAGGAUGGAGAAAUGUGGUCGUCCAUGAACUGCUCUCUUUGUGCUUGUAAGAAGGGAGUGACAGAAUGUUGGAGGAAGGAAUGCUCCCCCAUCAAGAGCUGUCCUGCGGGUAAAAUCAUUAACAGGAAUGGAUGCUGUCCAAUCUGCACUGAAAGUGAGUAA
Molecule: messenger RNA, 1548 nt
Organism: Rhincodon typus (whale shark)
Lineage: Eukaryota; Metazoa; Chordata; Chondrichthyes; Orectolobiformes; Rhincodontidae
Gene: bmper
Product: BMP binding endothelial regulator
Exons: 11
Coding region: 481-1548 (355 amino acids)
Molecular function (GO): protein binding
Source: RefSeq, a predicted model, not a curated record